AAAAGAAAAGGAAAAAGCCAUUUUAUGGGGCUCUCAUUACCUGCUCCAAAAGAAGACCAAGGAGUGGAGGAGACUGCAGAAGAUUAGCUUUUCCUUCUGCUUUACUCUCUGUCACUCUUUCUUGCUCUAUGAGACUUGGUAUGGUAUGGUGUGGUAUGGUAUGGUGAUGAGUUUUCCCAUUCUUUCAUGACCAUGCUGUUCCAAAUAGUGUAUUUCCAAUUUACGAUUUCUGUUUUGUUUUGUACAAUUUGGGUAAGCUGAGGUGUGGGGGAUACUGUUCAUGAAUGAGUGGGUUUUGUAGUGCUUUUGUAUCGACUUUUGAUAGCGUCUUUUUCACUGAUCUGGGGCUGAUGAUUUCACACUUUUGUUUGAGCUUGAAGAGGAAGUGAGCUUUGGUAUUAGGGAAGAAGAUUGCAAAUCCAUCAUUUCCUUGUUGAUGAUGACGAUGAUGGUAGUGAAGAAGAAUGUGACCCUUUUGACCAGAGAAAGAAAGAGAGAGAUCAGAUAAAGAGAAAAGAGAAACAAAGCCUAGGGUGGAGAAAAGAUGUCCCCUUUGACGGGCAUUGUUGCUUGUGGAUUGUCAAUGAGAGAGAUAGCGAGAGAGAGACAAAGUAAGAGUGAGUGAGAGAAAGAGAGAAAACACCACUCUCCUCCUUUCUCUUUACCACACGUUUCUUGUCCUCUGGAUGUGAUGGGUCUCUUGUAAUUUUAAGGCUCUCUUUCUCUCUCUCUCUCUCUCUUAUCAAUAAUCUGUGUCAAAUUUUCUUUGAGCAUUUUGCGAAGAGGGUGUUCGACAGAAUGCCGAUGUACCAGCCGUCUACUCGGAGAAGAGAUGGGGGGGAUGUGAAGCUCGACGUGGGCGGUGGCGGGCAAGUGUUGGAUCUGGAAACCGCCGUGAAAGAUGGUAUUCUGGGAGGCGACGGCGGCGCGUUCUUCGGCGGAGGUGUCGUCGAGAAAUCGGAUUUGAAGACGAUGGUGGCCGAGCUGGAACCCAUAGAUGUUCCCUCGGUGUUUAUCUGCCCGAUCUCAUUGGAGCCGAUGCAGGACCCCGUUACACUUUGCACGGGCCAGACCUACGAGAGAUCCAACAUUCUCAGAUGGUUCUCUUUGGGCCACUUCACUUGCCCCACUACGAUGCAGGAGCUCUGGGACGAUUCGGUCACGCCGAAUAAGACUCUGCACCAGCUGAUUUACAGUUGGUUCUCGCAGAAGUACUUGGCGAUGAAGAAGAGGUCGGAGGAUGUACAAGGAAGGGCCUUGGAGCUUUUGGAAACGCUGAAGAAGGUUAAGGGUCAAGCUAGAGUUCAAGCUCUCAAAGACCUGAGGCACGUCGUGGUUGCUCAUGCUUCGGCGAAGAAGACAGUAGCGGGCAAUAACGGUGUGCCUUUGCUUUCUUCUCUGUUGGGUCGUUUCACUUCGCAUGCAGUUGGGUCGGAGACAAUUGGGAUUCUUGUGAAUUUAGAUCUCAAUUUGGAGUCAAAGGCCGAUUUGAUGCAACCCGCGAAGAUAUCGUUAAUGGUGGACAUGUUGAAUGAGGGAUCCAUUGAGACGAAGAUCAAUUGCACGAAAUUGAUCGAAAUGUUGAUAGUUGGGAAGGAUUUUGCAUCUGAGAUUGUCUCAAGCUUGAGUCUUUUGGUUGGAUUGUUGAGGCUGGUAAAAGAUAAAAGACAUCCAAAUGGGGUCUUGGCCGGUCUUAGUUUGCUCAAGACGGUCUGUUCCCAUGAACCAGUCAGGAGCUCUGUUGUGAGUAUUGGGGCAGUUCCCCAGUUGGUUGAGAUCCUUCCCAGUUUGAAUAAUGAGUGCUUGGAAGUAGCUCUAUAUGUCCUAGAGGUGUUGUCCACUCUUCCAGAAGGAAGAUUGGCUUUGAAGGAUUGCCCGAAUUCCAUACCGAAUGUGGUGAGGCUAAUGAUGAAGGUUUCUGAGAGCUGUACGCAGUUUGCAUUGUCAAUCUUGUGGGCUGUCUGCAAGCUUGCCCCAGAAGAAUGUGCUUCGCUUGCUGUUGAGGCAGGUUUGGCGGCCAAGCUGCUGCUUGUAAUUCAGAGUGGUUGCGAUCCGAUUAUGAAGCAACGGUCCGCUGAGCUUUUGAAAUUGUGUAGUCUAAAUUACACAGCCACUCUCUUCAUUUCCAAGUGUAAGCUUACAAGAACGAUACAAUGAAAGCAUAAUUAGAAGUUGUUGAUAUACAUCUGAAUUUUUCUACCCUUUGGCCUGAGGGACCAAGGAACCAAAGAACUUGUGGGAUGCAGCAGAAUUUGAAACAGAGAUUCAUAUUGGGUUUCUGAGGUACCCUUUCCUCUUUUGUGUAUACUGAGAAGUUAGAUUCUAUCAAUGAGUUACAAUUAUUCAAGAAGCAAACAUAAAAUGUGGAUUGAUAUUGCUUGUUGCAUGGUUAUAAUCCAUUGCCUAUAAGCAGGCAGUGUUCAGUGAGUUUUCCCAAUAAUCCCCAGAAUCUUCGUUCGGAUUGGCCUAUGUCUAUUUGGGAAACCAGUUGCUGAUUGUUCCAAUCCGCAAGAGAGCAUUGUAUAUUAUGUGAUCCGUGAUAGAGUUGAUUCGGGGUUUGGCUGUGAAAAUACAGGAAAGGAUUUUGGAAUUCUCGUAAGCAUGUGUUUGAAUUGUAAUUGUAGUUUUCUUGGCAAAGUAAUUGUAGUCAAUUUUACAUGGAUGUACAUCCUAAUUUUUGUCCCGUCUCUUGUGAGGAUUUGUGGGAACUCUCUAUUUUCCUUUGGGUUUUGAAGGGGGUUCAUCACUGAGUCUCACCGUUCUAGAGUUUUCUAGAGCUUCUUUGGCUUUAAACACAAAAUCCGUUUACACCCAUUUUUAUUUUCCUACAUGGCUACAUGAUUAACUAUAAGUUGCUUA
Messenger RNA from Alnus glutinosa, 2859 nucleotides. Its product is annotated as U-box domain-containing protein 30-like. The transcript has a single exon. Lineage: Eukaryota; Viridiplantae; Streptophyta; Magnoliopsida; Fagales; Betulaceae. Gene Ontology annotation, biological process: protein ubiquitination. The record is from RefSeq and is a predicted model, not a curated record. Gene Ontology annotation, molecular function: ubiquitin protein ligase activity. The coding region runs from base 799 to 2157 and encodes 452 amino acids.